This is a messenger RNA of Aspergillus oryzae RIB40, 1083 nucleotides long. RefSeq lists its product as uncharacterized. The transcript has 5 exons. NCBI's taxonomy places the organism in Eukaryota, Fungi, Ascomycota, Eurotiomycetes, Eurotiales, Aspergillaceae. The record is from RefSeq and is a predicted model, not a curated record. Bases 1 to 1083 code for a protein of 360 amino acids.
AUGUCUUACAACAACCGCGACAAUGACUUCGGCUCCAGCCAGUCUGGCGGUUAUGGUGGAAAUGAUAGCUAUGGCUCUCGCCAGGGCAAUGACUCUUACGGAUCCUCCGGUGUAGGAAGUGACUCGUACGGUUCCUCAAGCCGCUCAGGAAACUCUGGCCUCGGCGGUUCUGAUUCCUACAACUCAUCCAGCCGUUCCGGAGGAAACGACUCCUAUGGCUCCUCCGGUAACAACAACAGCUCCUAUGGCUCGUCCGACCGGGACAACUACGGUUCUUCCAACGAUUCUUACGGUUCCAGUAACCGCAAGGACAACGACUCCUACGGCUCGAGCCACAAUACCAGCAGCUCCAAGCAGCACGGCAACGAUUCCUACGGUUCGAAGAAGGACAGCUAUGGUUCUUCCACCGAUUCCUAUGGAUCGGGCUCGAAGAAUGAUAGCUACGGCUCUAGCCGUGAUAAUGACAAUGACUCCUAUGGCUCAAAGAAGGAUAACUAUGGCUCCUCUAGUGGCUCAUAUGGCUCCAAGAAUGACAACAGCUACGGAUCCUCUGGCGAUUCCUAUGGUUCUAAGAACGACAACAGCUACGGGUCUAAGAACGAGAGUAGCUAUGGUUCCAAGAGCGAUAGCUACGGUUCUAGCCGUCGUGACAACGACAACGACAACUCUUAUAGCUCUAAUAAGGAUAGCUACGGCUCUUCUAAUGACUCCUAUGGCUCCAAGAACGACUCUUACGGAUCUAAGAAUGACAACAGCUACGGUUCUAAGAACGAGAGUAGCUAUGGCUCCAAUAAUGACAGCUACGGUUCCAGCCGUCGUGACAACGACAACUCAUAUGGCUCCUCUGGCUCUCGCGGCUCCAACCGUGAUAACGACAACAGCUACGGAUCCUCCGGAGACUCCUACGGUUCCAAGAAUGAUAGCUAUGGUUCUAGCCGUCGGGACAAUGAUAGCAGCUCUUACGGAUCUUCUGGUAACAACUAUGGCUCGAAGAAUGAUAACUAUGGAUCUUCAGGCUCUAACAACCGGAGUGACUCGUACGAGUCCAGUGGGCGCUCUGGAUACGGUAACUCUGGUUACUAG